AUGGCGCGCUCCAUCUUUUGCGCUGACGAUGGCAGCUUUGGGCCCGUCUCGACGUGCAGGGCUUUUGACUUCACCCUUCGCUUCGAGUGCAGCAUCCUCUCCUUGCUGCCGAACGCCAUCUUUGAAUUCGUCGCUCUGGGCCUGAUCGUUUGGACUCUGCUGUCCUCUAGACGCUACAUUCAACUUCCUCUCGAUCGCGGCUCGGCAUGCAUUCACAGACGCGAUGGAGGCGCUAUCCUCUUGGCGGUGGCUCACCUCGCUUUGGUGGUCGCGCUCUUGGCAAUGGCUCCUCGUGUCCUCCCUGGUGUCGCGAGCUCGAGUGUUGACACGAUGGUCGUGCCCUCGCUCGUCCUUGAGUCAUUCUCAGCUCUGAUAGUCCUCUGUGUCUUGGCAUUUCAUCGUCCAGCUCGAUCUACGCCCAUCGUCACCCUCAUCAACACUUUCCUGCUAUUCGCCUCGCUCUUCUCUGCCGUUCAACUACGCACCUUCUACUUCGUGCCUGCAGCGCGCAGCUCGGCGUUUCUUCCGCUGCUUGCGGCUGACUUGGGCGCAAAGUCGCUACUCUUUGCGUCCACUUCCACCAAGCCCUUCGACCCGCGCCAGACGGCCGAAGAACGAGCAAGUUUCGUGUCCAAGAUAUUCUUUCUGUACCUCCUCGUGCCCCUGUGGAAGGGAACCAAGAAGCCCAUCGAAUUGGACGACAUCGAGCCCCUUGCCGCUUCUUACUCUUCUCGUUCACUCGAGGCGAGGCUCUUUCGAUAUUGGCACGCUAGUGCAGGCGGGAAUGCGGUCGGUGACAGCUUCAAUGGGAACGGCUACCCCAACGACAUCAAAUCUCGUGACUCCGAGGGCGUCUUCAUGUCAGACCUUGCCUUCUCUGCGACAUCUGCAGAAAGGAGCACGUUUCUAUCCAAGGACCAAUCCACUCGGCCCCACCUCAUUCGAGCCACCAUAAAAGCUUUUGCGGGCGUCCUGCUUUCGCCAGUACCAGCCAAGGCGGUGUACACGGUCAUGAUCCUCUUGCAGCCUUUGCUUGUGCAAGAGACCCUCGACUUCAUCGCAUCUUACUCGGAUCCCUUGCAAACACCGAAGCCGGCCGCCCACGGCUGGGGCAUCGUGGGUGCAUUCUUGCUUGUUUACCUCCUCUUAGCACUCUCUUCUGGACACUUUACCUUCUCUAUCUACAAGGCGACCUGCAAACUACGUGGUGCACUCGUUUAUGCAGUGUACCGUAAGACGCUUGUUCUAUCUGUCGAUGCCCUCCAAGACGGCAACACACCAUCGCCCACCGUCAUGCAGUCCAUCGAUAUCGAACGCAUUGUAGGCGGUCUUGAUCCUGCCCUUGAAGUAGCAAGCGCCAUCAUUGUCAUUGUUGUGUCACUUUACCUCUUGUGGCAGCAGAUCGGCGUCUCCUUCAUGGCUACGAUCGUGACAUUGGCAUUCUUGUUCGCCUCAAUUCCUCUGAUGGCCAGGGACACCUCCGCCAAGCAACGGGAAUGGAGCAAGCUCACCGACGAUCGGACGGGUCUCACUUCUGCCGCCAUCAACUCUAUCAAGGCGGUCAAGCAAUCCGCCCUUGAGAGCUUCUUGAUCUCCAAGAUCUCAUCGAUCCGUCAUCGUGAAGUUGAUGCCCUUAUCCGGUACCUUUGGGAUAUUCUCUUCGGUUCGCUCCUUGGCAAUUCGGCCGGGGACAUCCUACUCGCCAGCACUGUGGUCACCUUUGCGCUUGUGUCGGCGUUCCAUCACCAUAGCACCGGCGCAUUUCCCUUCAACACCUCCACCGUCUUCACCAGCAUCACGAUCGUUCGCAUCAUCGAACGUCCUAUUUUCACCCUCGCCAGGAAAUACGCCACCGUCCUCUCGACCAUCACCUCGCUCAAGCGGCUCGAGACCUUCUUGCUGCUUCCCGAACAAGAUGCGGGUGAAAGAGGCACAGACUGGGUACCAGCAACUGAAAAGGUUCAUCUUGCUGCUACAGCUGCCGCCGCAUUUGAUCGCGUCUCCUUCGCUUGGAAGCAGGGACCGAAUGUUACAGCAUCCCUUGACGUCUCCGGCUCGAGUCCGACGUCCGCACGGGCAAGCUUGGCUGAUAAAACGGACGGGCCCGUGCUUCGCGAUCUCAGCCUCGUCAUACCUCGUGCACAGCUCACUGUCGUUGUAGGAGAAGUGAGUACAGGCAAAACCUCUAUACUUUGCAGCUUACUUGGCGAGCUGCAAGUGUUGCAGGGCGAGGCAAUGCUGUCGCUGCGAUCGGCUCCCGUUGCGUACGUCAGUCAGAAUCCAUGGACACAAGGGGAAAGGAGCAUCAAGGAGAAUGUCGUCUUCUACCGACUUUUCGACGAAGAUCGCUACCAGCGUGCAAUCAAAGCUUGCGGACUCGCACUUGAUGUUCAACAAUUACCCAAGGGCGAUGACACUCUUGCAAAGUAUCUCAGCGGGGGUCAGAAGCAGAGAUUGGCACUCUGCCGCGCCGUCUAUGCAGACGCUCCAACGUACGUUCUCGACGAUGUUCUCAGUGCAGUUGAUGCUCCCACAGCCGCUGGCAUCAAUCAAGCGCUUUUCUCGCGAAAGCGCGGCCUGCUGCGAGGCAAAACUGUGAUAAUGGCAACGAACUCUCUUCAGCAAAUGCAGCUUGCGGAUCGGAUCAUACAAAUGACCGGAGGAGGAGCAGCAGAAAUGCUAGAGGGUGGCGAGACCAUUGUCUCCAAGCUUGCCGACAGGCUCGACACCAUCCGACGCCGCUCGAGUGAGGAACGAGAUAGCAUUGAUGCAGACGGCGAGUCAUCUGCUGCCGCUGAGAUACGUGCCGCAGCCGCAAAAGAGCGCAAGGUCCUCGAUGUCGAGGAAGAGCAGGAGGAGAUCAUGAAAGGAGGGCUUAAGCUUUCAGUCUUCGUCAGGUACUUCAAUGCAGCAGGCUGGUGGGUUGCGGUCAUGUACACACUCGCUCUCAUUGUGCAAACCGGUCUAGCCAACGGUCAGCUUCUCUGGUUGCAAGCGUGGGCUAAGCAAGUCACCGAGGAUACGAUGCGCAGCUCUCUCGCUCUCCACAUCGGAGUUGUGAUUCUGCUCGUUGUGUCCAGGGUGGUCAUCUACGGCGGUUCCUUGCUGAUCUACAUGUACCUGCUCUGUCCGCCCGUCUCACGCAAGCUUCAUCACGACGAAAUCACCGGCAUGCUUCGCUCUGGCGCCGAUUUCUUCCUCAACAUCAACGCGGGUCGCAUGAUCAAUCGUUUCACUCAAGAUAUCUACGGUCUGGAUUAUCAGAUUCCCGCCUUUUUGGUCAAUCUCGUGUACUUCAUCGUCGAGCUUGGCUAUUCGCUGGUAUUCAUGGCUUUGCCUGCGCCUUACCUGUUGGGCGCCAUGGUUGCCAUGGCUACCCUAUACUUUGGCAUCUACAAGCUGUACAGCCCUUCUUCACGGAUCUUGAGGCGUCUCGAGCUAUCGACUAAAUCACCACUGCAUUCUCAGUUCAAGGACACCGCGGACCUUCAGGGUCUGCUGACCAUCCGUGCACUGCAGAUGGAGGCGACUUUUGCCGAUGCCACCGCUUCGCUUCUGGAUACGUCGCAGAGACCAUACUACUCGCUCUGGACGGUACGCGUCUGGCUUUUAACUUGGCUCAAUCUGCUUGGCAUGGUGCUCAACACCGCCCUCGUGCUCAUUGCCGUGAGCUUGAGGCACAAGUCCAAUGCUGGAUUGGUUGCAGUUGCAUUGAUUCAGGCCAUCUCAAUAUCUUCGGAUCUCAACGGUCUCAUGUCCUCUUGGACGGAACUCGAAAUUGGUAUUGUCUCGCUGGAGCGUAUCGAGCAGAUCAUAACGACCCCGGCUGAUCCAAAGGACAACAAGAGCAAGUUGAAGGAAAUGCCGAGCACAGCACUGGACGAAGGUCGCUAUCCUCCUGCUGCUGGUGUUAGCUUCGAGGAUGUGACAGUGGGCUACGGUGGUACGGAAGGUCCCAUGUCGCUGCGCGGCGUCAGCUUCACACUCAGACCAGGCGAGCGCCUCGGGGUGUGCGGCCGCAGCGGAUCUGGAAAGUCGACGUUGCUGCUGUCAUUGCUCCGCAUCCUCGAGCCAGCUUCUGGCCGAAUCGCGAUCGACGGUGUCGACACGGCUACGCUGACCGGUGACUCGGUCAGGCGAAACAUCUCUUACAUCCCGCAAGAGCCGAUGGUGCUUCCUUCGCUAUCUGUUCGCGAAAACUUGGAUCCCGAGAACGAGCAUUCGGACGAUCAAGUCUACUACAAAGUCCUCAAGCAGACGUCGAUGCUCGAAACAAUCUCGCAGCUUCCGCAAGGACUCGAUCACCCGCUCGACUUGCAAAGUCUGAGCAUGGGCCAAAAGCAGCUGCUGAACGUGGCUCGUGCGCUUCUCAAGCGAAGGGGGUUACUCGUGAUGGACGAAGCCACUUCGAACCUUGAUUCGGACACAGAUGCUCAGAUCCAGGCUGCCCUUGCAUCCGCAGCUACGACUCCCGAGGACAGUUGCGAGUCUGACCAGCUCACACGUGCUCAGUCCAAGAGACCCAUGAAGCCUACGAACGCCGACGCCGACGGUUUCGUCGCAGUCCCCGGAAGACCAACGACCAUCACGAUCGCACAUAGACUGUCCACCAUCAUGGACUACGACAAGAUUCUUGUGCUGAGCAAUGGGGAAGUCCUCGAAUUCGGUAGUCCUUCCGAGUUGCUGGCGAAGACGAACGGAGAGUUCAGCUCGAUGGUUGAUGAGCAGAACAGAAAGGUUGAUUAG
Molecule: messenger RNA, 4746 nt
Organism: Pseudozyma hubeiensis SY62
Lineage: Eukaryota; Fungi; Basidiomycota; Ustilaginomycetes; Ustilaginales; Ustilaginaceae
Product: ABC multidrug transporter
Exons: 1
Coding region: 1-4746 (1581 amino acids)
Biological process (GO): transmembrane transport
Cellular component (GO): membrane
Molecular function (GO): ATP binding; ATP hydrolysis activity; ABC-type transporter activity
Source: RefSeq, a predicted model, not a curated record